Messenger RNA from Telopea speciosissima, 911 nucleotides. RefSeq names its product expansin-A16-like. NCBI's taxonomy places the organism in Eukaryota, Viridiplantae, Streptophyta, Magnoliopsida, Proteales, Proteaceae. The transcript is spliced from 4 exons. Gene Ontology annotation, cellular component: extracellular region. The record is from RefSeq and is a predicted model, not a curated record. Gene Ontology annotation, biological process: plant-type cell wall organization. The annotation marks the transcript as partial.
AGAGAGAAGGUUCCCCAUGCUCCCAGUGUGAGAGGGAUCUCCCACGCCACACCAAUGGUGGCACAGAGAACGGCCCAAGCUGUGGGCAACCACCAUCGCCAAUUGAAUGGCCACCGUGCACCUUGGCGACCUGCCAAUCAUGCUCACCAUGCACCUUUGCUCCAUCACAAGAACCACAAACCUCGGUUCAAGCCUGGACCCUGGCAAAUGGCUCAUGCUACCUUCUACGGAGGCAGCGAUGGCCAAGGAACAAUGGGGGGUGCUUGCGGUUAUACUGAUUUGAACAGCCAAGGGUAUGGGUAUCAAACAGCAGCAUUAAGUGAAGCUAUGUUUAAUAAGGGGUCGACAUGCGGAGCAUGUUAUGAGAUCAAGUGUGUGAACGAUCCCCAAUGGUGCAAGCCAGGGCAGCCUUCUCUCUUUGUCACUGCAACCAACCUUUGCCCACCAAACUACUACCUAUCAGCCGACAAUGGAGGAUGGUGUAACCCACCUCUCCAGCAUUUUGAUCUUGCCCAGGCUGCUUUCCUUCAGAUUGCCGAAUACAAGGCCGGCAUUAUUCCCGUUCAUUAUCGCAGGGUGCCUUGCCAGAAGAAAGGAGGGAUUAAGUUCACCAUAGGAGGGAGUCAAUACUUCACGCUGGUUCUGGUAUGGAAUGUGGGAGGCGCAGGAGACAUCAAGAGUGUGCAAGUGAAAGGUGACAAAGUGCCAUGGACACAAAUGACACGCAACUGGGGUCAAAACUGGCAAACCGGUACCGUUUUGGCGGGCGAGUCACUCACCUUCCGAGUCGUGGCUAGCGACGGUAGGACCUCCACCUCCUGGCACAUUACCCCACGUAACUGGCAGUACGGCCAAACCUUCGAAGGCAAGAACUUUAGGUAGUCAUCGAUCGAUCCAAUCUCAUAUCAUCA